AUGCCCGCCGCAUCCGGUGAUUCGUCAAAACCCAGUUCCGCGCCGAGCUCGAAACCUUCGUCCAUUAAAUCCCACGAUGGCUCUAGACAUUCUCCCGGUCUCACCCCUCAGGAUUGCGAUUGCGCGAGCGAGUCCUCACACCUCAAGCCCCAUUCAGAAAGAUCCUCUGUCAAGGAACGCUUCACCCGCAUGUUCUCAAGUAAAGACUUGCCCAAGCUGAACAACGGCAAUGGCGAACACGCUGGGAGACCUCGUGGCCCCUCCCAGAGUGGCGCCGUGUCCCCUGCUUCGUCGCGCAAGGAGUCCUCUGAACGUCCCGCCGAGAAGCCCUCGUCAAAUGCGUCCAAGGUCAUUCCCGGCAAGGAUCUCGGCAGUCGCUUCUCUUGCAACUCAGAAGUCCCGGGUGGCCACGAACAUCACCUCAAGUCAAGCCGACGUCAGGAAAAACUCUCCGACAUGUGGAGGUCCCUUCUGGGGAAGAAGCCAGAGGCCACUCCCGAUAGUGAUCUCUCGCUGGUAUCCAACUGGGUCGACUCCCUGCGCCAGGAAAAGGAAGAAGCCGCAGACCGCAAGGCAUGCCCCAAUGUGUCCACGACGCUCGUCGAGAAGUAUGGCAAAUGUCAGGAGGUUGUGGGCCGAGGCGCCUUUGGUAUUGUCCGAAUCUCCCACAAGAAGCUUGGCACCAGCGAAAAGCUCUUUGCCGUCAAGGAGUUUCGCCGACGACCCGAAGAAACCGAAAAGAAGUACAGCAAGCGCCUGACGGCCGAGUUUUGCAUAUCCUCGUCUCUGCGCCACCCCAACGUAAUUCACACCCUGGACCUGUUGAAGGAUGCCAAGGGCGACUACUGCGAGGUGAUGGAGUUCUGCGCUGGUGGCGAUCUUUACACCCUUAUCCUGUCGAGUGGCAAGCUUGAAGUUCAAGAGGCCGACUGCUUCUUCAAACAGAUGAUGAGAGGUGUAGAGUAUCUCCACGAAAUGGGCGUCGCCCACAGGGACCUCAAGCCAGAAAACCUUCUCCUGACCACCAGGGGUGCGCUCAAAAUCACGGAUUUCGGCAACGGCGAGUGUUUCCGAAUGGCUUGGGAGACGGAUGCUCACAUGGUGUCUGGACUAUGUGGCUCGGCCCCGUACAUCUCCCCCGAGGAGUACACGGACAAGGAAUUCGAUGCUCGCGCCGUCGACGUAUGGGCUUGCGGUGUCAUUUACAUGGCUAUGCGAACCGGUCGUCACCUUUGGCGAGUGGCCAAGAAGGACGAGGAUGAGUUCUACGCCCGAUAUCUCGAGGGCCGGCGUGACGAAGAGGGCUACGGCCCCAUUGAGUCGCUGCAUCGGGCGAGAUGCCGCAACGUCAUCUACUCAGUUCUGGAUCCCCAUCCCACCCGCCGCCUAACCGCGGCUCAGGUCCUGAAAUCAGAGUGGGUUCGCGAAAUCAAACUGUGCAAGGCUGGAGAGGAGGGUGUCUAA
This is a messenger RNA of Metarhizium album ARSEF 1941, 1464 nucleotides long. RefSeq names its product serine/threonine-protein kinase hal4. Bases 1 to 1464 code for a protein of 487 amino acids. Lineage: Eukaryota; Fungi; Ascomycota; Sordariomycetes; Hypocreales; Clavicipitaceae. The transcript has a single exon. Gene Ontology annotation, molecular function: ATP binding; protein serine/threonine kinase activity. The record is from RefSeq and is a predicted model, not a curated record. Gene Ontology annotation, biological process: intracellular signal transduction; protein phosphorylation; intracellular monoatomic cation homeostasis.